Messenger RNA from Sinocyclocheilus grahami, 2178 nucleotides. RefSeq names its product tripartite motif-containing protein 35-like. Gene Ontology annotation, molecular function: protein binding; zinc ion binding. Lineage: Eukaryota; Metazoa; Chordata; Actinopteri; Cypriniformes; Cyprinidae. The coding region runs from base 1 to 2178 and encodes 725 amino acids. The record is from RefSeq and is a predicted model, not a curated record. The transcript has 7 exons.
AUGGCAACUCAGCCGUCUCACUUUGAGGAGAACCUUCUGUGCCCUGUUUGCCGUGACAUCUUCAGAGAUCCCGUUCUCCUGCUGUGUUCUCAUAGCUUUUGCUGGGUCUGUCUGGAUCAGUACUGGGAGCUCAGCGGAUCACAGAUGUGCCCUGUAUGCCGGACAGACUUUUGCAUGGACCGUCCUCCAUGCAACCGUGCUUUGAAGGACCUGUGUGAGAUCUUCCUUCAGGAGAGAAAAAAUUCGAUGUCAGUAGAGGCCGAGUUAUUCUGCAGUGUUCAUGGAGAGAAACUUAAGCUCUUCUGCGAGGAAGACGAGCAUCUCGUGUGCAGUGUGUGUGUGAACGAUGAUAUUCAUGUCAAACACACAUGCAGACCUGUGGAUGAAGCUGCAGUUGCUCUCAAGGAGGUGUUCAAAACAAGCCUGAAGUCUUUGCGAGAGAAGCACAAAGUCUUAAAAUCAGAGAAAUUCAUCUGUAAUCAGCGAGUGAAACACAUCACGCAUCAAGCUGAGCAAACGGAGGCACAUAUUAAGAAGCAGUUUGAGCAGCUUCAUCAGUUUUUGCGUGAUGAAGAGGCGGCCAGGAUAACUGCUCUGAGGGAGGAAGAGGAGAAGAAGAGGAAGCUGUCAGAGGAGCAGAUGAUUAGAAUUAACAGUGAACUCUCAUCUCUGGUAGAAAGAGUGAGGAUCACUGAGGAAGAGAUAGAGUCCAGCAACAUCUCAUUCCUGCUGAAGUACAAAGGCCCACCUGAAAGCACUCAGUGCAACAGUCCCUGUCCAGAGAACCUCCCAAAAGUGCUGAUUGAUGUGGCAAAGCACCUGGGAAAUCUGAAAUUCAGCGUAUGGCAGAAAAUGAAGGCUGCUGCUAAAUACAUUCCUGUAAUCCUUGACCCCAACACCGCUCACCCAUGCCUGCAUCUCUCUGACAAUCUGAGCGAUGUGUGGUUUGGUCAGUGGAGUCGACAGGCCUUGGCUUACACAAACAAAUGUGAGGGCUAUUCAAGCGUCCUGGGCUCUGAGGGCUUCAGCUCUGGGACUCACUACUGGGACGUCGAGGUCGGGGACAACACCACCUGGGUCUUAGGAGUGAUUUCAGAGUCUGCCAUCCAGACUCGAGACAAUCUGUCCAGUUCUGGUCUGUGGCGCCUUGGCUUUCACAAUGGCAGAUAUGGACAAGGCCUUUCAGGAGAUAUUCUCAUGCCGCUUGCAGUGAAACAGAAGGUCCAACGCAUCAGAGUCCAGCUGGACUGGGACGGAGGGCAAGUGUCAUUCUUCAAUCCUCUCACUGACACUCACCUCCACACCUUCAAGCACACCUUUAGCGAGAGAGUGUUUCCGUACUUCUGUAAUGUGUGUCCGUCUCAAGCUCUGCGGAUCUUGCCGGUGGAAAUGGCUCCAGCAGGACUGGAGGUGCAGAGAUUAUCUGCAUUAACCAGCAAAAUAGAGAAGGAGCUGGUAACGACUCUGCGAGCUCUGCGGAUACCACCACCCGAGGAGAGCUCUCCGCCGUUUAACCCACCUCCACACGCUCCGGCAACGGCUGCCGUCACCACCAGCCCUCGCUUGGCAUUUCCCGAAAAGUUUGAUGGAUCACCCACGAAGUGUAAGGGGUUUCUGCUCCAAUGCUCGAUGUUCGUUAAUCAACAGCCCAUGUUAUACCCCACGGACAGUAGCCGCAUUGCCUUUGUUUGUUCGCUCCUAACUGGUAGGGCGUUGGAUUGGGCCACGGCGGUGUGGAGUGAGGACCGCAUCGUUUUCCCCUCAUUUACCAGUUUCAUUCAACGCUUCAAGGAGGUGUUUGAACACCCCGAGGGUGGCAAAGAGGUAGGCGAGCAGUUAUUAUCCCUCCGUCAAGGAAAAAGUUCAGCAGCUGACUACGCACUAUCCUUCCGCACGCUCGCUGCUCAGACAGGGUGGUUGGAUGAUCCCCUCAAGCUCCUCUUCCGCAAGGGACUCAAUGCCGACCUACAAUCUGAACUGGCCUGCCGGGAUGAGGGUAGCUCUCUGGGACAAUUAAUUGAGCUGGCGAUUCGCAUUGACAACCUCAUCCGCUCUCGACGACCUCCACCCCCUACCACUAGUCCCAGCAGCCUUGGAACAACUGCGGACGGCCAAGUAUUUCACCAAGCUGGACCUUCGCAGUGCUUACAAUCUCAUCCGUAUCCGGGAGGGGGAUGA